UAUUUUGACCAGCUGAACAGAAACACUACACGGCCUAUCAGGUACUGAUUCUUGGCAUUACAUGGACGAGAUGAUUACGAUUCCAUUAAUUAUAUUAUUGCCAGGAGGGAAUUCGUGUCGCUCGAAGAUCCAUUUUGGCUCUUUUCCAGUCUCGUUCCCAGAGUCAGAAAACGAGAGCUCCUCUCGGUUUCCGACCGCUGGUCAAGGGGAACGAAGACUCUGGGGACGAGAUUGGCUCUUUCCUCUUUUUCAGAGGGCCUCAUCAGACGAAUGCACUACUUACCUAGCUUAAUGAUAAGAAAGCCCCAGAAAAUUGCCCAACCCCCCUUCCCACCUCUGAAAAUAUAAUUAUCUGUCCCUUAGUAUAGAGUUUUGGUAUUUUAAAAAAGAAUAUAUUAUCAACAGUCUCACCCUCCCCUACCCUCCCCUCUAAGUUGUUAUAAUACCCAUCCGUCCACCAUCCUUUCCUUCAAGACCUCUUGCCUUACUCACCCUGCCCAAGUCCGGUAAACAGAGCUGACAAGAUAUUUUACAGACAUGGUCUGUCCUCGAAAAGUAAGCAUGGAUUAGCUUGGCUUACGAACAUAGGCACUAGUGGCUUCUUCGACAAGAACGUAUGCGGUGAAAAUCUGGUGAAUAGAACUCUCGUUAUCAAUGGCUUUUUUCAAGAAGGCGCAAAGAGACAGUUUGCCACCGGCUGACAGCACUGCUUGCCCUGUCUGCAAGGAAGAAUACAUGGACGAGCCGAAACUGCUACCUUGCUUGCACACGAUCUGCCAGGACUGUCUGCGUGACAUUGCGCCGAAAAGUGCCCUCAAGAUCUUCUGUCCUAUUGACGACCAAGAGCUACCUCUUCCGAUGGGUGGAAUUGCAAUGCUUCCUACUGACUAUCGCGUUUUGCGGUUUGUAGAAGCUAACCGCGGUCAAAAUAACAAGGUUAAGACCGAGAGGAAACCGAGGGAACCCAGAAAGGAGAAACCAGAGCAGACAGACCGCAGAAAAUCGAAAAAGACGGACGGGAAAUCGGGUCCUACCAUCGAAGAGCAAGAGGAACGCAUGAGAAAGCAAGCUGCAGAGAUGAUAGAAAAGAUGAGAAAAUUAUUAGAUGGAAAGGAGAAAGAGCUCUACAAAAAAAUCGACGAAGCAGUCGGCAGAGAGAAGCGAAGUCUGUCCAUGAAUGGCGCAAAAGACGAAAACAAAACACCCGCAAUUUUCCUCCUGGAUCUCACUCCAAGCCGUAAGAUCAUGCAGAACCUAAAGGACGAGGGUCUGGGCACCAUUCAAGGCAAUCGCAAGGCCCCUACCCUCCUCAGUGAUUUAAAUACUGCCGGUGUCACCCCCUCUGCGUCCAUUAAAAAUCCUCCCCCCAGUCCCACUUACCGUGACGCGGCUGACGUGAUCCGUUCGUUGAACGUGCCGCUACAGUUUAAGACCAUGUUUAAUCCUGGAGCCGUGGCUGUGGGAAAAGACGGGCACAUCGCUGUCACAGACUAUGGAAAUGAAUGCGUGUGGCUUUUCAAUGCCGAGGGAUCAUAUCUCUGUCAGGUGAGCCCUUUCGCUAUGUUCUUAAAGAAAUGUAUUAACAAAACUUGGUGAAACCAUAGACCUAGUCUUCUAUCUUGGUAAGAAUAGCAUAAGA
Molecule: messenger RNA, 1639 nt
Organism: Orbicella faveolata
Lineage: Eukaryota; Metazoa; Cnidaria; Anthozoa; Scleractinia; Merulinidae
Biological process (GO): protein polyubiquitination; proteasome-mediated ubiquitin-dependent protein catabolic process
Molecular function (GO): protein binding; ubiquitin protein ligase activity
Source: RefSeq, a predicted model, not a curated record